This is a messenger RNA of Pestalotiopsis fici W106-1, 873 nucleotides long. RefSeq lists its product as uncharacterized. Lineage: Eukaryota; Fungi; Ascomycota; Sordariomycetes; Amphisphaeriales; Sporocadaceae. The transcript is spliced from 4 exons. The coding region runs from base 1 to 873 and encodes 290 amino acids. The record is from RefSeq and is a predicted model, not a curated record.
AUGCCAUCGAAGUUUUCUUCAGUCUCCAAAGCCCUUCUGCUUUUCCUUGCGGCUUCUCCAUCAUUGGCAACUCCAAUUCUGGAGUCUGAUACUGCAGGGACGCCUACCAAUGUAGACAUAAAGCCACGGGCGACAGGCGACCAGGCGGAACCCAUUGAAGCCUCGUUCGAUGUCACGGGAUGGCCGCUAUCUGCCGAAUUCAACUGCUACGUCAUGCUCUGCGUCUUGGGCGGUAAUAGAGAUUUCCAAAGAAUCGAAGACCCCUCCGAGAGGAGAACUCACUACCAACAAUCGGGCGCAAAGUUCACACCAUUCCACACCGGCGAGCUUGAUAAGCGCAAUGCGGAACGUCUGGAUGACUCAACCGACAGUGGCGAGGAGUUUCCCUGGGAGAGCCUCGCCCAGGGAGGAACAGGGGCACACUUGUUCCCGACAACCAUGGCAGAGCAGAGAGCUCAAGGCUCAAGUCUGGGAGGCAGAUUCAGAAGCACACGUCAGGCAACACCCAUCAACCGUGGUGAUUGGAUCAGGAUCACCUUCAGAGGUUACUCGCGAGGAGGGUAUUGUGAGGCGUUGUUUAAAGAUCCUCCAGAUUUCUCAAUCUGCGACCGGAAUAUCAAGGAACAUAUUGGCGGCCAUCCCGAAUAUAGAAUGGACGAUUAUGACCAGGUAAUGGGCUCAGAUUACAAGCUUCACCUGUUCAGGGGCAGUAAGAAACGCAGUGAGGAACAGUCCAGAGUGGAUGUCUCGGCUGUGAAAGAUCGCGGUAUUCCUGAAGAAGGAAUGACGCUUGUAGAGCGAGACGAUGUCAGCGAGUAUGAAGGCUCGGACAUGUGCGUGGAGCUGCCUGGUGGCACCAACACCUGCGACUAG